Histoplasma mississippiense is the source of this 1113-nucleotide messenger RNA. RefSeq names its product rRNA processing protein RRP8. Gene Ontology annotation, molecular function: rRNA (adenine) methyltransferase activity. Gene Ontology annotation, biological process: ribosomal large subunit biogenesis; rRNA methylation. The record is from RefSeq and is a predicted model, not a curated record. The transcript is spliced from 2 exons. Bases 1 to 1113 code for a protein of 370 amino acids. Gene Ontology annotation, cellular component: nucleolus. NCBI's taxonomy places the organism in Eukaryota, Fungi, Ascomycota, Eurotiomycetes, Onygenales, Ajellomycetaceae.
AUGUUCGCCGUCCCGGGAUGGUCCGUUUCGAAUACGGAAUUGAAGCUACAAACGGAAUACGCAGCCAAACCAGUACUCACACCUGCCCAGCCGCAAACUUCUACAGAGCCGAAUGCCGAAUCGAAGAAGCGAAAAAGAAAGCAGGGAAAGAGUCUCAAUGGCCAGGAGGUCACCAAGGCGAAUGUGGAUGAAAUGUGGAGGAGGGUAAUUGAAGGGGAAGCACCAAGUUCAAGCGAAAAGAGCCGCGCACAGAUGAAGGCACUGAAAAAAAGGAGACAGUUAGAAAAACCGGCAGAGGACGGAGCAGUUGAGGGAUUGAAGGAUAAGGGCCCUGACAGGGUCAAAUCGAAAGAUGACUCUACCUCCACACUUGUGAUGAAAGGAAAUUCAAGUGGCCCGUCCAAGAAAAACAAGAAGCAGAAGCGCAAAGCAGAUAGUAAUGCUCGACAGAUGAAUGGUGCGGCUUCACAAGCUCCAGUGGAAGUCGACCCCUUACCUCCUGCUCCCCCGACAUCCACGUCCCUCACACCUCUCCAGAAAUCCAUGCGCCACAAGCUCCUCUCUGCCCGAUUCCGUCACCUCAACCAAACCCUCUACACCACGCCGUCCAGCCAAGCCAUGGAGCUCUUCACCUCCAACCCAGAGCUCUUUGCAGAAUACCACGCAGGAUUUACUCGACAGGUUCAAGAGUCCUGGCCCUCCAACCCCGUCGAUGGCUACAUCAGCACCGUGACGACCCGUAGCGACGUCCGCCUACCUAAUAAAAAGGGCCCUCACAAUAGAAAGCUAGAUAAAAAUGCGUGGAGAGCUGCUGCUCUUGGGCCCUUACCGCGACGGCCCAACGGGUUCUGUACGAUAGCAGACAUGGGCUGUGGCGAUGCGAAAUUUGCACGGGUCCUAACGCCGUCAGCCAAGGCUCUGAAGCUCAAGUUGCUCAGCUUUGAUCUCCAUGUGGCCGACCCGUUGAUUACGAAAGCGGAUAUUGCGGCGCUGCCGGUUGGAGAUGGGACGGUCGAUGUGGCUAUUUUCUGCCUUAGCUUGAUGGGGACGAAUUGGGUGUCAUUUGUUGAGGAAGCGUGGCGGGUGCUGAGGGCGGAUGGAAAGGUAAAGUAA